AUGGCUUCCUUGGCGUUAAACGCAGAAGCUCCCGAAUUUCACCCCACCAACCAAGUUCAAAAACUUCAACCUCCAUACCUCACUUUUUCUCCUCUCAGACAUCAACCUUCUUACCCUUUUUUCUAUUACUACUACCCUACUGCCACAAAGCAUCACUUUCACUCAUCCACCUACUUCUCCUUUCGCUUUCACACAAACCAACAUAUCACCACCGCAACUCCCACUUUCCCGCCAUCUCGCGGUAUGAUAAAGGAAAUAGCGGUGGAGGCGGCAUCUUCAGAGGCUAAUGCUAAUGGAGAUAUGGAAGACCGUCGUUCUCACAGGAUGAGAAUCCCAAAGCUUCAGUGGAGGAGAAAAGGAGUAGAUGGUGCUGAAAAAUAUCCUAACCUUAAGAGUGAGAGUCUGAGAAAGAAUCAUCACAAAAAAUAUGUUAAUAUCUAUGAACAACACUCUAGGGCUUCCACCGACAGGAAGAAUAAAGGAAGUGUUUUUCCCGUGGUUCCAGUUCGUCCGGACGGAGAUGAAACUACUGUUAUGAUAAGAAACAUUCCUAGCAAAUACACUCGAGACAUGGUGGUGAAGUUCCUAGAGAACCACUGCAUGGUUGAAAAUGCAAAGGAUCAUGAUAAUGGUGAAGAAAACACUUUCGCCUUUGAUUUUGUCUAUUUGCCGAUAGAUUUCAGAACUGGUCUGAAUAAAGGCUAUGCUUUUGUUAAUUUCACUAAGCCUAGUGCAGCUUGGAGAUUUCUUGUAACAGCUUCAAAUCAGAAGUGGGAAUUGUUCCUUUCCCAUAAGAUACGUGAUGUGGUUGCUGCACGCCUCCAGGGAAAACAGAAACUGGAGAAGCAUUUUGAUAGUGUGAAUUUUCCCUGUGAGUCCGAGGAGGUCCUGCCACUAUGCUUCAGUCCACCUCGGGAUGGUGUGAAGAAAGGAAACCAAAGGACACUGGGGAGGCUUCUCUAUAAGCCUCAGUAGUAUGUGUUGUAUGUGUGUAGUUAGUUAGGUUUAAAUAUGGUAUGAACUUGAUGAGAUAAGUAUAUUUUGUUGUGUGUAAUUGUCCAUUCCACGAAAUAGUUGGGUGGAGCUUGGCCACUUUAUCUCUUCAAAGGGAGGGUUGUGUGGUGGGGUCCACCCUUCUUGUGGAUAACUAGCCAGCUACUAGGGUUUUGGUUCACUUCAAUCUAUUCUCUGCUGUUUGUGUUGGUGGUGAAAUGAAGUAGGAUAUGAUGUUUGAUUGUACUUGGUAGGGUUUAUGGCCUUUUUGCCCUACUAAAAAA
Molecule: messenger RNA, 1277 nt
Organism: Vicia villosa (hairy vetch)
Lineage: Eukaryota; Viridiplantae; Streptophyta; Magnoliopsida; Fabales; Fabaceae
Product: protein MEI2-like 6
Exons: 4
Coding region: 1-975 (324 amino acids)
Molecular function (GO): nucleic acid binding
Source: RefSeq, a predicted model, not a curated record